Aspergillus lentulus is the source of this 687-nucleotide messenger RNA. Its product is annotated as glycosyltransferase family protein. The record is from RefSeq and is a predicted model, not a curated record. NCBI's taxonomy places the organism in Eukaryota, Fungi, Ascomycota, Eurotiomycetes, Eurotiales, Aspergillaceae. Gene Ontology annotation, biological process: dolichol-linked oligosaccharide biosynthetic process. Gene Ontology annotation, molecular function: N-acetylglucosaminyldiphosphodolichol N-acetylglucosaminyltransferase activity. Gene Ontology annotation, cellular component: UDP-N-acetylglucosamine transferase complex.
AUGUUCUCUAUGUUGCGGCGUAUGAAACUCGACCCCUCGACAUAUACUUACCGUACGUACAUUGUCAGCUCGGGCGACGAUUUCAGCGCUGCGAGGGCUGUGGAGUUUGAGACAGAAUGGCUGAAGCAAAGUCCAAAGCUAUCAUUACCUGCCAAUGGCAGCAACACCGCAGAGUCCUACGCAAUCGUCACGGUUCCUCGCGCUCGCCGUGUGCACCAGUCUUACCUGACUGCUCCUCUUUCGACCCUUCAAUGUUUCUAUGCUUGCCUCCUUGUACUCCGCGGCCGUCAUCCCGAGCAAAAGUCGCCGCUUCCGAGAACUAACUCGCCAUACCCGGACGUCAUCCUUACCAACGGUCCGGCUACUGCAGUCUGUAUGGUUUUGGCUGCCAAACUUUUGCGACUGUCUCACUAUCUGGGGUCUCUUUUCAAUAUCAAGAACCGCCAAGACAGGGAUAGCUCGAGAUCAUCCCAUGCGAAGAGAUCAGAGGACGCGCCAGCGCCAGUUUACUUCCAGCUGCGUACCAUUUACGUAGAGUCAUGGGCACGGGUCACAACAUUUAGUCUAAGCGGAAGGCUACUGUUACCUUUUGCUGAUCGAUUUCUUGUGCAAUGGCCUGAUCUGGCAGGAAAACAGGCCUGGAGGGGCAUGAGGAAAACCGAAUAUGCCGGCACGCUGGUAGACUAA